AUGGCCUCGGUCAAGGCGGCUCCGGCUGCUCAUGCCGCUACCCAAGCUUCAAGUGCCGGCAACGGCAACGGCCAUCAGGGUCCGACAAUCGUCGACCCAAAUAUAAACGCCGUCAUGAACCAGUUCGGUGGCCUUAACAUCAGCACCCCCCAUACCAUCUCCGGGAUGGUUCCCUAUGCCACCCCGGACGGGCGCAUCGUCUUUGCCAGCAGCUACCCGACUGCUGGUGUUCCGGCCUUCGGUUAUGGUGCCGCCCCCGACGGCCCAUCGGCCUCAUUUGGCAACGCGUAUCUUCCACAGGGAAACUUCCAGCCGUUGAUGUCGCACUACCCGGUGGUACCGUAUACUCCCGCUGGACGCUCUGGUGCUAUACAUGAACAUUCCGAGGCUGGCUCUGGAGCAAUUCCGGCCUUGGAUAACCGUCGGUCAUCAUACUCUACAAGCGAGUCGACCCCAGCAACCCCGUUCUUCGGGAGCAUGGCUUCCCGUGACCACGGAACUCGAGUGGCAAUGCUUGAUCGAUCAACCUUUACCACCCCGUCACCCCAGCAGAUUGUUGCAGCAAGUGGUGUUCGAGAGAGCAAGUCCCCGCUUCUUGAUCGCCACCCCAGCAUCCCCUUCGCUGUUCCGGCAAUCUUCACGCCACGUAAGAACAUGAAGACAUUGGAGCAGAGUUUGGUGAAUCCGAUCCCAGGGAACCGCAACGUCUACAUCCGUGGGCUUCAUCCCACGACCGAUGACGAGUUGUUGCUGAAAUAUGCAGAGCGCUUUGGAAAAGUUGAGACCUCCAAGGCCAUUAUCGAUGCCGCUACAGGGGCCUGCAAAGGCUUCGGUUUCGCCAAGUUCUGCAACGUCCGCGAUUCCGAGGCUUGCAUUCGUGCAUUCUACAGCCGGGGCUAUGAAGUGGGAUUUGCAAGGGAAAGCUUCAACUCUCGAUUGAGGGCGGAAGGCGACGAGAGUUCUACCAACUUGUACCUCUCGAAUUUGCCCAAGUCUUACACUGAGGCCGAAAUCGCUACAAUCUUCGAAGGAUAUACGAUCCUGUCAAGCAAGGUUCUUCGUGAUAGUCUAGGCAACAGCCGGGGCGUCGGAUUUGCACGUUUCGAGAACCGUGAGACGUGCGAAGAUGUUAUCCAAGAGUUUGUUGGCCGUCUGAUUGGGCAUGAACGCCUGCCUCUCCAGAUUCGGUUUGCCGAUACCCCCCGUCAAAAGGAGUUGAAGCGCGUGACAGCGGAGCGUCGACAGUGGCGCACAAACGAGUACAACGCGAGCGCCUACGGGACCCCUCUUGUGGGAAUGAAUCCUCAUAACGAGCUGGCUUAUCGAAAUGGUAACGGAGGUAACUUGGGUACGGCCUCUCAGCGCACCACCUCGGGUGGCUCGAGCAAGAGCGGAACCCGCCCUAAUCCCUUAGAGGAUGGCCCGAGCAGUGAAGGCGUCGAGAUUGGUGUGGGCUCCCCGUUGGUCGCACAUGGUAGUAGCCAGUCGUCGCCGGCGAAACAUAAUAGGGAGUAG
Messenger RNA from Durotheca rogersii, 1515 nucleotides. RefSeq lists its product as uncharacterized. The record is from RefSeq and is a predicted model, not a curated record. The coding region runs from base 1 to 1515 and encodes 504 amino acids. The transcript has 7 exons. Gene Ontology annotation, molecular function: poly(U) RNA binding; poly(A) binding; mRNA 3'-UTR binding. NCBI's taxonomy places the organism in Eukaryota, Fungi, Ascomycota, Sordariomycetes, Xylariales, Xylariaceae. Gene Ontology annotation, cellular component: ribonucleoprotein complex; cytosol; nucleus.